UCUUACGGAAAUAUUUACUGCUUAUAAUGUUCAUGUCUUCAAUUCCUGGAAAUAUAAUUACCAUCUGUAUCUUACUGCAAAAGAAGUAUCGGCACGUUUCAACAGCAAUGUUCCUAAUAUUCCUUGCAUUUGCAGACAUUAUUGUGUUAUUUCAGUGCCUCUUUGAAUGGAUAGAAUUUAACUUCCAAAUCAUUUAUACUUCUAUUAUUCAUUGCUGGAUAACGAUUACCCUCUUUGUUGUAGGACGGUAUGCUUCUCCUUUGAUGCUAGUCGUGAUCUCUAUAGAGAGGCUGCUCAGUGUUGCCGCACCGCUUCAUGUUAAAAGAAUCUUAACAAUGAAAGUUGCUAAAUUUUCUAUUGCUUUUGUUUGGAUCUUAUCGUUCGGUAUGUCCAGUACUGUUGCUUCGUUUUUAAAGUUCGAUCCAGAUAAACCGUGUAUAAUUGAUGAUAAGUUUGCAUCAUUUUAUUUUACCUACAUGGGCUGGAUAGAAUUCACUUUUGACAGCAUUGCGCCAUUUGUCAUAAUAUUAAUCUGUUCGGUCAUAAUAAUUGUUCUACUUUCAAAAAGGAAAAUGAAAAGCAGCAAAUCUUCAAGGACUUUCAGGAGGUCUGUCACAGUUACAAUGCUGAUAGUCAACAUAGUUUUCCUUGUCACAAAGUUUCCUCUAAUGUUGAUAAAUCUCCUGUAUGGUGGCAUAAUAGAUAAUGUUAUAUCGACUGAUCUCACGGCUAUAGAAAAUCAUCUUCGAAUGCUGUAUUUGUCCAACAGUUUUCUUCUUCUAAGUAGGCUAAACAGCGUACUUAAUUUCUACGUAUACUUCGUGACUGGGACAAGAUUUAGACAAGAUAUGAAGAACGUUUUUGCUAGAUGCAAAAGAAAUAGAGAAGGGACUGUGAUGGAGUACUCCAGCAGAAACAUAACAUAAAGGAAUAACCAAUGUUAUUACAUACACGUUUCUAUUCCCUGUUAAACUACAUUGGAACCGGAAGCGUUUCUUUUUUCAUACACCGACACAGUGUGUGUGACCGAAUAUGAGCCGUGCCAUGAGAAAACCAACAUAGUGGCUUUGCGGCCAGCAUGGAUCCAGACCAGCCUGCAUGAAUUCUUUUAUUAAGUCCAGUACUGUCAAUCUUAUUCAGCCUGUUGAACAAAUUCAUAAUGGUUUCUUUACAGUUACACCUGUAGAUACGUAUGUGGGAAAAUGUUAUCUUUGCAUCCGUUUUUUAGCGGAAGAAUAUUGCGCUCCUA
This is a messenger RNA of Mercenaria mercenaria, 1249 nucleotides long. RefSeq names its product D(2) dopamine receptor A-like. The record is from RefSeq and is a predicted model, not a curated record. Gene Ontology annotation, biological process: G protein-coupled receptor signaling pathway. NCBI's taxonomy places the organism in Eukaryota, Metazoa, Mollusca, Bivalvia, Venerida, Veneridae. The transcript has a single exon. Bases 27 to 926 code for a protein of 299 amino acids. Gene Ontology annotation, molecular function: G protein-coupled receptor activity. Gene Ontology annotation, cellular component: plasma membrane.